Molecule: messenger RNA, 3187 nt
Organism: Engraulis encrasicolus (European anchovy)
Lineage: Eukaryota; Metazoa; Chordata; Actinopteri; Clupeiformes; Engraulidae
Product: serine/threonine-protein kinase SIK1-like
Exons: 14
Coding region: 117-2699 (860 amino acids)
Biological process (GO): intracellular signal transduction; protein phosphorylation
Cellular component (GO): cytoplasm
Molecular function (GO): protein serine/threonine kinase activity; ATP binding
Source: RefSeq, a predicted model, not a curated record
GCUCUUAAAAACUGUCAACCAUGUGACAAGCCACUCGUACGUCUGGGAAGGGCAAAGGUAUCUACUGUAAGGAUUUUUACAGCUUCUGCAAAUGCCUGUAGGGUCACCAAAGGUUAAUGAUGGUUCUGAAGAGUCGAGACGCGGGGAGUCCCUCGGAGCAACAAGAGAGACCACUUCAAGUCGGUUUUUACGAGAUCAUCAGAACUUUGGGGAAAGGGACCUUUGCCGUAGUGAAAUUGGCAAGGCACAAAGUCACCAAAACUCAGGUUGCCAUAAAGAUCAUUGACAAAACUCGAUUAGACCCUUCUGAUCUGAAGAAGAUCAACAGAGAGGUUCAAAUCAUGAAGCUACUGAAUCACCCUCACAUCGUCAAAUUGUACCAGGUUAUGGAGACUAAAGACAUGCUGUAUAUUGUGACUGAGUUUGCUCAAAAUGGAGAGAUGUUUGAAUAUUUGACAACAGUGGGCAGGCUAACGGAGGCGGAUGCUCGACGAAAGUUCUGGCAGAUUGUGAAUGCCGUGGAGUAUUGCCACCAGCGGCGCAUCAUCCACCGAGACCUGAAGGCAGAGAACCUGCUCCUGGACAAAAACAUGAAUGUCAAAUUGGCAGACUUUGGCUUUGGGAACUUCUAUAACCAAGGGGAGCUGUUGUCUACGUGGUGUGGCAGUCCGCCGUACGCCGCCCCUGAGGUCUUCGAGGGAAAACCGUAUGAGGGCCCACAAAUCGACAUCUGGAGUCUCGGUGUGGUGUUAUACGUGUUUGUGAGUGGAGCGUUACCUUUUGACGCGGACAACCUCCACCUCUUAAGGCAGAAAGUCACUGAGGGACGAUUCAGAGUACCUUUCUUCAUGUCUCGAGACUGCGAGAACCUAAUCCGCAGGAUGCUGACGGUGAACCCAGCCAAGCGCAUCACCAUCUCCCAGAUCAAGCAGCACCGCUGGAUGCAGGCCGACCCAGCAGCAGCCGUCACAGCCGCAGCCGCCAGCCACACGGCCGAUCCCCUGUCACCUACCUCAGACAUCAACAGCCAGGGCCUGGGUGUCUACAGCGAGCACAUCCUCAGCAUUAUGCAGUCACUGGGGAUCGAGAGACAGCGCACCAUAGAGUCGCUACAGAAUGGCAGCUACAACCACUUCUCCGCCAUGUACUGCCUCCUGCUGGACCGGGUGAAACAGCACCUGUCCCAGCAGCAAAGCCAGCAGGAGAGGACAGGACCUCCACAGGCCUGCCCUGGCCCCGGUCCCGGCCCCUGCCCCUCACAACCAGAUCCGCCAGCCCAAGGAGAGGCCUCCCUGGGCGGGCUGCUACUUCAGCCACAGCCCCUCUCCGCCACUCCCCACCCACCAAAGACAAUAACCGGUGGAAAAGACAAAGAAAAAGACAGGGCGCUGGUCACUCACACACAUUCACAGCCACGUGAAGAGAGAGCGGAGUUGCCACGGCCUGUGCCACUGCUGGACUCCCCGUGGAAUGGUGUUCUGGAGAUGGCCAAGGCGUCUGCCAAGGAGGCCAUGUGCAAGGAGGUGCCACGUAUUGUGGUGCAGCUGGCGGAUGAGGCCAGCCCUUCUAGCAGCUGGAUGUCCCAGGAGAAGCCUCCCUCCCUGGGUUCUUUCCUCGGCACGCCCCUGCCCCUGCCCCCCUCUUCCUCCGGAGCCAUAUGCACACAGCCCACAUCAUCUGCGUUGGCCCACCCCCACCAGCAGGUGUCUCUGAGGCCCCAGGGCCCUGCUCCCCUUAAGACCCUGAGCCAGUCCAACCACCAGGGGCUGCGGGACCAGCCUGCCAGCCUGGCCGUGCCCUGCUUCCACGACGGCAGGAGGGCUUCCGACACGCUGCUGUCUCCAGCUUCCAAGGCCUUACCGCAACAACCACAGAAGAAGAGCAUCCUUAUGAAGGCUCCUCUAGCGUUCUCCCGGUGCGCGGGGCUACUGCGGCCCGCCUGGCUUCAGGAGAGGCCGUUUGGACCUGUGCCACUGAUCGGCACCCAGGCCUUCUUGCUGCACCCACUCUUCUCCUCGGCCAUGCCCGCACGCUCCUGGGAGUUCCGCCCGCGCUGCUGGGAGGUCGACGCGCCAAAAGUGCACAGGGCACUUCAGCCGGCCCAGCCACAGAUUCAACACAGACCAGCCCUUCAAGGCCCACUUGCCCAAAAACCCCCACAGCUGGAGCAGCCCAACCCCAACCCCUACCCCAACCACCUCUUCAAUGGACCUCCAUCCCCUCCCUCCCCUCCUCCUCCACCACCAUUCUCAUUCCAAUGCCUUUUCUCUCCACCUCCUCACAUCCAACAACAAGAGGAAAAAGAAACCACCCCCUCCACCUUGCACUCCACCUGCCACGUGAAGCCUGCAUUCCCCCAUCCUCCUCCACCACCACCACAGCCCCAUCAUCAUCAUCAUCAGCAGCAGCAGCAGCAGCAGCCCCAGCCACCACAUAGAGACAGAGACCUAGCCUUCUCCUUCAGCUCAUCACCCCCUGGUAACCCAGCUGCCGCCGCCUCGGCUGCCGCUGCUCUGCUGAGGACGAAGCUGCAGAUUAGUUCAGGCUUCCAGGAAUUACACAGACAACGCCCCCGCCCCCACCACCACCACCACCACACUGCCCCGACUCACCUGGCAACUGCUCAACAGCCUCCUGAUCUCCUCACACCACCACCUGAGCGAUUAAAAUGUGUGGGUGCUACUAGACAUUUGAAAUAAAUAAUGGACAAAGUAAUGGACAAAUACCUUGCACACCGUCCACUACACUUACAGUACCUUUGCUUUGGUUACAACAUUUCGGUCUUCAGGAAAUCUCGAAUGAAGACGGGCUGAACACCACCACCUGAGCGAUUAAAGUCUGUGGGUUCUACUAGACAUUUGCAUAGAUAACGGAUGAACGAGUAAACUCACCUGAAGAAGGUAUGAAUGCCCGGAAUGUUGUGAGCAAUACAAAUAAGUGUUAUGGAUGUUUUGCAGGAUAUUACUUUACCACUGGUAACAUCCAACGGACCCGUUUGAAAAUGGUGAACUGUACUAUCAUUCAAUAAUGGACAACCUCACACCCACACAUACUAUUUCUGCCAAUAUUUCAUCUGCAGCAUCGUUUUUUUCACACUCGAACAUUUAUAACACUUUUUAUACAAAGCAAGUAAAAAGCAAGGUAAUAUUAAAAUGUAAUGUGAUCUAAUAAAAAGGUCAAGCAAUGA